GGACAGAGACGAAAACGAGGACAGACACCAUGACGACCGAGUACCACGACGACGUUGAGGACGACAGCAGCUCGUUCUGGAACAAAGAGCCGCGGCCCGUCUCCUUCUCGGCGGUCUCCAGGGUCAGGCGCUGGCUGUACCCCGGUCUGGGCGCCGCCUUCGUCCUGAUUUUCAUCAUGGCGGUUGGAAUCACCAACACCAGCACGCUGAGUCGGCUCUGGUCCGUGGAGAAAGCGUUGUCCAAUCAGACGGAGUGGCUGAUGUCGGUCCAGCGGCUCGCUAAAGACGCAGCUAAAGACGCUCAGAGGCUCAAGUUCUCUGUGGAGAGCAACAAGGAGCAGCUGACCUCAGUGUCUGAAGGUCUGAAGCAGCUGUCCACCCUGGACACCAUCGGCAGGACGGUGGCCAAGCUGAAAUGUUCCCUGGAGCGCUUCAUGAACAACGGUUCUGUCUCCGUCUCUGACGGCUGCUGUCCUCUGGGCUGGGAGACCUUCGGGUCCAGCUGUUACCUGUUCAGCAGGUCGGCUCUCUCGUGGCACGAGGCCAGAGACUGGUGUAACGGACACGAGUCUCACCUGGUCAUCCUGAUGAGUGAUGAAGAAUGGGACUUUGUGACCCGUCUCUCUGCCGGGUCGUUCUACUGGGUCGGUCUGACGGACGAGAAGUCCGGGAGGUGGGAGUGGGUCAACCAGACGCCGUACGUCAUGAACCGCAGGCGAUGGAAACCCGGCCAGCCCGACAGUUGGACCGGUCACGGCCUGGGGCCUGGAGAUGAGGACUGCGCUCACAUUCACAACGACGGGCGGCUGAACGACCUGCACUGCUCCACCAGGCUGCGCUACAUCUGCCAGAGACACAGCCAGCGCAGCUGAGCCUGCUGCCCCCUGCUGGCCGAGCAGAGUGAGCUGGUCCUGAAUGCUCCUUUGUCCUUCAUCAGCGGGACACUUACGUCCCAGUUUGACCAGCUUCUCCCUCUUUCCAGUUGGUUCCUGUUCAUGUGUCAAAUAAAGACGUUUUAAUCCAGG
This is a messenger RNA of Poecilia latipinna (sailfin molly), 1025 nucleotides long. Its product is annotated as C-type lectin domain family 10 member A-like. The transcript is spliced from 8 exons. The coding region runs from base 30 to 872 and encodes 280 amino acids. The record is from RefSeq and is a predicted model, not a curated record. NCBI's taxonomy places the organism in Eukaryota, Metazoa, Chordata, Actinopteri, Cyprinodontiformes, Poeciliidae.